This is a messenger RNA of Soboliphyme baturini, 2373 nucleotides long. The record is from the annotation of a GenBank genome assembly. NCBI's taxonomy places the organism in Eukaryota, Metazoa, Nematoda, Enoplea, Dioctophymatida, Soboliphymatidae.
AUGGUAGAAGAAACUGAUGUUGCUAAUAAACCACAUCGACCAAGGCAAAGUGGCCGUAAAGCACUGAAAAAGAAAGCAAAAGGCAAAAAUCCAAAAGCUUUCACUUUUAAAUCUGCAGUCCGUGCUGGUCGCGCUAUUCGAAGAGCGGCGGAUAUAGUCGAGAAGAAGACCCGUAUUCCUGAAACAGACAGGACUCCGUUGGAACCGCCACCUUUGGCGGUGGUGAUUACAACCCUUAUGCGAUGCCUCAUUAAAAACUACACCCGUCAGAGUCUUCACCAAGUCAACGGACCUGUCACAGUAGUAACGGGCAGGAAGCGGCGUAUCACGUUGAUGGAAUGCAAUAAUGACAUAAACUCGAUGAUCGAUGUUUCGAAAGUGGCUGAUCUGGUGCUGUUGCUAAUCGACGCCAGUUUCGGUUUUGAAAUGGAAGUAUUUGAAUUUCUGCACAUAUGCCAAGCCCAUGGCAUGCCAAAGAUUAUCGGCGUCUUGACCCAUUUGGAUUUGAUUAAGAGCGCUAAGCGCCUGAAAAAGACCAAGAAGGAACUAAAGCAGAGGUUCUGGGUCGAAAUCUAUCAGGGAGCUAAGCUGUUCAACUUGAGCGGAAUGGUUAACGAACAGUAUUCAAAAAACGAUGUUAAGAAUCUUGCCAGGUUUAUAUCCGUUGUUCGAUAUCAUCCACCGACAUUUCGAACUUUACAUCCUUACCUCAUAAUGGACAGAAUGGAGGAUCUGACGGAUGCCGAAAAAAUUCACUCAAAUCAAAAGUGUGAUCGAACGGUUUCCUGUUAUGGUUAUGUACGCGGAAGUAAUUUUCAAAACCAUUCUACCGUCCACAUGCCAGGCGUAGGCGAUUUUCGGAUCAGCGAAAUCACCAGUCUUCCUGACCCUUGUCCGUUGCCGGAAAAAGAGAAGAAACGUUCUCUGAGUGACAAGGAGAAACUUAUUUACGCUCCUUUUUCCGGCGUUGGAGGCAUAAUGCUCGAUAAAGAUGCGGUGUACAUCGAACUUGGUGGCUCCCACUCUCACGCUGCGGUAGGUCUUUCGUUUCGUGGUAGUUUAUUCGAUCUCGCGGCGAUAAAAGACAAUUUUGUGACGGGCAACUGGGGUCUCGACGAGGAUGCGGAAGCGCUGCUGAACCGUAUGGAAAGUGAGUACAAAUUUUACCAAGAAAUGAAAGAGACGCUGAAUCAGCAGUCAGAAACGAAUAAAUCUGCAUUCGCCAUGAUGAAUGAGGAAAUGCGGGUUCAGUUUGAAGGCUACCGGCCAGGGUUGUAUGUUCGCAUUAAAUUGGACAACGUGCCUUACGAGUUGGUGAACAACUUUGAUUCCGCCUACCCCUAUCUCCUGUGCGGUCUUUUGCCAGGUGAAGAGAACGUUGGUUUUGUACAGGUGCGGAUCAAAAGGCAUCGGUGGCACAAUCGUAUCCUGAAAAGCUACGACCCUUUGAUAAUGUCGCUUGGCUGGCGACGUUUCCAAUCACUUAUGGUGUACAUGGUUCAAGACCACAACGGAAGGAAUCGGCUGCUUAAGUAUACCCCAGAGCACAUGCACUGUUGUGCUCUCUUUUGGGGACCUCUAACUCCGCAAAACACCGGCUUCAUCGCCGUGCAAAGCGUUGCUUCGACAUCGAAAGAAUUCAGACUUGCGGCAAACGGUGUAGUCCUAAACUUGGACAAGUCGCUGACAGUGGUGAAAAAGUUGAAGCUUAUCGGUACCCCCUACAAGGUGUAUACGAAAAGUGCGUUUGUCGAAGGUAUGUUCAGUUCUACUCUGGAAGUUGCCAAAUUUGAAGGCGCCGCGUUACGAACGGUCAGCGGCUUAAGGGGGCAGAUUAAAAAAGCGUUGCGCAGCCCACCAGGUGCUUUCCGUGCUAGCUUCGAGGACAAGAUUUUGCUCAGGGACAUAGUCUUUUUACGCGCUUGGUAUCCGGUCGAAAUUCCAAAGUUCUAUGCAACGGUGACAAAUCUGUUAUAUACUGGCGAGGAGAAGUCAAAAUGGCAGGGUGUCAGAACCGUCGGACAGUUGCGCUUCGAGAUGGGUCUGAAACCGGAAAUCAAGGAAGAUUCUCUAUACAAGCCAAUCGAAAGAAAGCCGCAUGUGUAUGCACCCCUAGUGAUUCCAAAGCAUUUGGAGCAGAACUUGCCAUUCGCACAAAGGCCGAAGUACGCGGAGAUCGUCCAGAAAUCAGUAAUUCCAAAAAUUAUCAAGAAGCACACUGCCGUUGUCCUCGAGCCACAUGAGAGCAAGGUAUGCAUAACGCAGCUCAGCGCUGAGCGGCGACGUUCAGUAAUCGUUCUUGGCCCUUUGUUUAAACGACGGCCUUCAUUCUGUAUCAUACCGUUGAUCUCACUGAGGCAAUGCAUAAGCUGA